Molecule: messenger RNA, 1223 nt
Organism: Paramecium sonneborni
Lineage: Eukaryota; Ciliophora; Oligohymenophorea; Peniculida; Parameciidae
Source: the annotation of a GenBank genome assembly
AUGUAAUAUUUUGUAACAGGAAUAUUAUAGUCAUUUGGUUUAUGUGGAUUAAGAAAUGAUUUGAUUCAUUUAGUUGCAUUUAGACCUCCAUCAGCUACAUAUGAAUUAAGAUUGAGAAAAUAGAAUAAUCAUAAAAAUCUUAAGAAAAUGAGAAAGAAUUCAUCUGAUAAAAUCUAGGUUACAGAUUAAUCAAUUAAAAGUGAUUUGUAAAUUAAUAAAGAAAACCACUCUCAAUAUAUUAAUAAAAGAAGAAGAAAUAUAAGAAAUUUUGAGUAAAAUUUUAUUUUCAUAAAAAAUUAGAGAGUAUCCAGAGUAUCCAGAAUAUGAUUUUAUUAAACUUUCAGAUAAAUCAACUGAUGAAAAUGAAGAUUAUGUGGUCCGUUCUGAUAUUUGUAGUGUUACAGCAUAUUUUAUAAGUUUAAAGAAGAACAAAUAAAUGGCUUGUAUAUACUUAAAUCGAAAUAGUGAAUAAAUUAUUUUAUUCAGUCAUGGUAAUGCUUGUGAUUUAGGAAUGAUACUUGAUAAACUACUUAGUAAUUAUUUAUAAUUGAUUAUUUAAAGAAUUUGUAUAACAUACAAAUACUAGUGUUUUUGCUUAUGAAUACAGUGGUUAUGGUUAAAGUGAUGGGAUAAGCAAUGACAUCAAUGUCAUUCGUAAUAUUUAUGCUGCCUAUACUUUUUUGAUUCAUUAAUUAGGAUAUAAACCUACUUAAAUUAUUGUAUAUGGUUACAGUAUCGGAUCAGGACCUAGUAUUACGUUAGCUUCAAAUUCAUAAUUUCCAAUAGGAGGACUUAUUAUUUAAAGUGGGUUUAGUUCAGGAUUAAGAAUGAUUUCUAUAUAGAUUGAUCAAACCCCUUUUUAUGAUAUGUUUCCAAAUAUUGAUCGAAUAUAAUUUGUUUCAUGUCCAGUCUUUAUUAUGCAUGGAGCCAAUGAUAAAGUUAUAUCUGAACAACAUGCCAAAUUAUUAGCUGAAAAAACAAAAAAUUUAUAUGAACUAUGGAUUCCACAUAAUAUUGGACAUUGCAAUAUGGAAUCAGAUGCUCUUAAUAGAGAAUUAUAUUUUCAGAAAAUUAAAAAAUUUAUAUAAUGUAAAUCAUAACAUUGAUAUUUAGACAUAUAAAUCGAAAAUCUAAGUAUUCCUGAUUUGAUUCUUAAAAAUACAGCAAUUUCUGAUGGCAAAACACCUUCUACAUCACAUUUAUACUAAACUAAAAUAUUUUGA